Triticum urartu is the source of this 698-nucleotide messenger RNA. The record is from RefSeq and is a predicted model, not a curated record. Lineage: Eukaryota; Viridiplantae; Streptophyta; Magnoliopsida; Poales; Poaceae.
UUCGGUGUUUUGAUGAUCCCUACCUUAUUGACCGCAACUUCUGUAUUUAUUAUCGCCUUCAUCGCUGCCCCUCCAGUAGGUAUUGAUGGUAUUCGUGAGCCUGUUUCUGGUUCUUUACUUUAUGGAAACAAUAUUAUCUCUAGUGCUAUUAUCCCUACUUCUGCGGCGACCGGAUUGCACUUUUACCCAAUUUGGGAAGCUGCAUCUGUUGAUGAGUGGUUAUACAAUGGUGGUCCUUAUGAGCUAAUUGUUCUACACUUCUUACUUGGUGUAGCUUGUUAUAUGGGUCGUGAGUGGGAACUUAGUUUCUGUCUGGGUAUGCGUCCUUGGAUUGCUGUUGCAUAUUCAGCUCCUGUUGCAGCUGCUACUGCUGUUUUCUUGAUUUACCCUAUUGGUCAUGGAAGCUUUUCUGAUGGUAUGCCUUUAGGAAUCUCUGGUACUUUCAACUUUAUGAUUGUAUUCCAGGCAGAGCACAACAUCCUUAUGCAUCCAUUCCACAUGUUAGGUGUAGCUGGUUUAUUCGGCAGUUCCCUAUUCAGUGCUAUGCAUGGUUCCUUGGUAACCUCUAGUUUGAUCAGGGAAACUGCUGAAAAUGAAUCUGCUAAUGAGGGUUACAAAUUUGGUCAAGAGGAAGAAACUUAUAAUAUUAUGGCUGCUCAUGGUUAUUUUGGCUGAUUAAUCUUCCAAUAUGCUAGUUU